UUGUCUGGGCUGGUGGCCUUUUUUCUUUUUUGGAGGGGGCGCCACAAUUUCAAAAAUUAAAUGCGCGUCGCUUAGUCGCAAUUCAACCUGUACGGCUAAAGGGCUGGAGCUGGAGCGUGUUUAUUAUUUGUAUUAGAAGCAGAAGCUCUGAAGGAAAUUGAACGCACUAUCGAUUGAUUUUGGUUUUGUGAACAUGGCCAGUCGCGAGGGUUGUCUGAAGGUCCUGCUCAUUGUUUUAAAUGUGUUAUUAACGCUAGUUGGCAUCGCCUUCAUUGCGUUCUCCGUUUAUGAGCUGAACAACGUUUCGGCGGGCACUUUUCAGCAUGUCGCAAUUGUGGUGCAAAUCUUUGUGGGCACGUUUGUGGUGCUGAGCUCGUUUCUGGGUUGCUUUGCUGGCGCACGGCUCUCAUUGAGCCUAAUUUGGAGCUUCGUCAGCUGCAUGCUGAUAUUGAUUGGCUUGCAAGUCUAUAUAAUUGUCGCAGCUCACGUCACGGACUACGUGGAACGAUCUCGCACAGAUUUCAUGGCUCUAUGGGCGGAUCAGCGUCGCAGCAAGGAGCGCAUUGCCUUUAUCGAGCAGAAGUACACAUGCUGCGGCCAGAGUGGCCCACAGGACUACAUCCUGCAAGGUGUUGGCUUUCCACUCAGCUGCUAUGACGACAAGGAAAGACUGCAGAGUAAACUCCAUGGCAACGGCUGCUUGGAGGCUGUGCAAUCGCAUGCCACUGAUAACCUCAUCUACGGGCUGAUCAGCAAAUGGCUGCUGUUCGCGCUAGAGCUUGGCGCUUUGGGCGCAGCCACCCACUUGGGCAUCACCGUGCGCAAUAAACAGCGACGCGAGCGUUUUUGAAAAGGUUUCCCAAUUGGCCAUUAGCUCAUAAUGCAAUUGAAAACUUAAACGUAGCAUCCUUAAGUGUUGGCAUUUUACAAUAUACAAAUAUCGUGCGAAACGAAAUGAAACGAAACUCAAUUGAUACGAUCCAAUUAA
Messenger RNA from Drosophila arizonae, 988 nucleotides. RefSeq names its product Tetraspanin 42En (gene Tsp42En). The record is from RefSeq and is a predicted model, not a curated record. Gene Ontology annotation, cellular component: plasma membrane. NCBI's taxonomy places the organism in Eukaryota, Metazoa, Arthropoda, Insecta, Diptera, Drosophilidae.